Camelina sativa (false flax) is the source of this 513-nucleotide messenger RNA. The record is from RefSeq and is a predicted model, not a curated record. Lineage: Eukaryota; Viridiplantae; Streptophyta; Magnoliopsida; Brassicales; Brassicaceae.
AUGAUAGGAAGCAUUGAUUGUAUGCAUUGGGAAUGGAAGAAUUGCCCAACAGCAUGGAAAGGACAAUAUUCUCGUGGAUCUGGAAAGCCUACAAUCGUUUUAGAGGCUGUGGCUUCGCAAGAUCUUUGGAUUUGGCAUGCAUUUUUUGGACCUCCAGGUACUUUAAAUGAUAUUAAUGUCCUUGACCGUUCACCACUUUUUGAUGACAUAUUAGAAGGUCAAGCUCCAAGAGUAGAUUACUUUGUCAAUGGUCGACAUUACAAUAUGGCUUACUACCUCACUGAUGGUAUAUAUCCGAAAUGGGCAAAAUUCAUCCAAUCAAUUUCACUUCCACAAGACCCGAAAGCAUCAUUAUUUGCUCAUUAUCAAGAAGCUGCCCGGAAAGAUGUUGAAGGUGCUUUCGGGGUUUUGCAAGCUCGAUUUGCAAUUAAGAUGAACGAGAUAGAUACAGUCUGUACAAUGUCACAGAAUUCCAUCAAGGAGAAGGAAGCGAGACUUCACAUGUCGAUUUAA